UUUUCAUUGUCAUCGUUUUCUGUCGUUACUUCCAACACUCAACCCGUCGGUCUUGUGAGACAUAACAGCUAGUACGCCUCGAGUAUGGGAGCCUGAGGCGGCCGCGCUGUCAAAUCAUAUGGUUCCAUGAUCUACACUUUCGUCACUGAAUCUUGACUAUCUGAUCCAUCGAAACGCUGCAACUUGCCCGGCCGGGUACCUCCAAACGACAACCACCGUAACCAAAGGAAAAUACCAGCCUCGAUGACAAGUGACCAGGAAACGCUGCUGCGUGCUGAGCUACAAUUCCGUUGGAAAGAUCUUGCAAACGAUUUUGAAGAUGGCAAAAAGGUUACGGUUGACUUCCUAGAAUGUUCUAAGAAGGCAGGUGAUACAAAGUACUUCUUUCGCGAUUGCAAGGAGAUACAUUUCAAGGAUCCAACUCGUGGUAAAACCAUUUGGUUGAAAGAAGGAGGAGGUGAAAUUAUUGUGCCACCAAAGGUAGACAUACUUGUUCUUGGAGGGGCGUGGAAAGAAGAAUUUAUAUAAUUUAUCA
Molecule: messenger RNA, 535 nt
Organism: Aaosphaeria arxii CBS 175.79
Lineage: Eukaryota; Fungi; Ascomycota; Dothideomycetes; Pleosporales
Exons: 2
Coding region: 244-528 (94 amino acids)
Source: RefSeq, a predicted model, not a curated record